Molecule: messenger RNA, 5893 nt
Organism: Delphinapterus leucas (beluga whale)
Lineage: Eukaryota; Metazoa; Chordata; Mammalia; Artiodactyla; Monodontidae
Gene: ITGB8
Product: integrin subunit beta 8
Biological process (GO): cell-cell adhesion; integrin-mediated signaling pathway; cell migration
Cellular component (GO): focal adhesion; integrin complex; cell surface
Molecular function (GO): integrin binding
Source: RefSeq, a predicted model, not a curated record
AGGUGCCUGGACUCCACGUAGUCUGUGGCAGCUGCCGAGCAGUGAGUAUCUCCCAACAAAGGAACGCGCAGCUUCGGGGUCAGAGGCUGGGGUUUGCGCACAGCUGCCAGUCUUGCUGAGCUAGUCUCCGCGCCACCUAGGCGAGCGUUGGGAUGUAGGGAUUCGGAGAGGAGGGGGAAAGAGAACACGGUGUGAGAUUCCUGCUGCGCGGCUACGCAUCAGGAGUUCUUGUGAACGAUGGGAAUGGCAACUCUCAGAGCCAAGGGGAGGAAAAAGAGCUGGAGUGAGCAAAACAAAGAGCGAGUGUGGGCCGCGGUGACUUCAUGCCUCACCAAUGUCCCGCCCACGCUGCUCCGAGCUGUUGCUGCAGCCCGAGCCUCCGCGGCAAGGAACUCUGUAGCGUGGGGCGGUUUCCUAGCAACUCGCAGCCCGAACGCGCCUAGCUAGCCGCACUUUGGGAGCCCCAACCCUCCCUCCCCACCCCAGCGGGGCUGGGGCAGGACCAUUCCUCCCCCGCCCCUCGCCAGCCUCGCCUCCUUCUCAUCCUCUCCGGGGUGCAUCCCAGAGCGCGACAGCUGUCCCGGCUCUGGACGGCGGGACGCCUGAGCAGCACACUGGAGCCAAAAGGACGAGGGCACGAAGCACUCGCCCCCGUGAAGCCAGGCUCCUGCACCCCUGGGGGACCUCUCCUUCUGCGCUCGCGGCCGUGCGCUCCACUCCUGGUCAAGCAGGGAGCUGCGAUGCCUCACUCGGUGUCCGCGGGCGCCGGCGGGGGCUUCUAGGGCGCUCCGGGGCCGCCUCCCCCUGCUGCUGGCACAUCAAGCUUCCUCCCUCGCCAACCAGGACGCUGCCUCUUCGACUUUGCUCGCUGCUCAGCUGACGAGGCUGCAAAGUUGCAAUUAAGUGAAGUUGGCUUCCCUGCCCACCUGUGGAAGAAGCUCGACCUCAUUGAUGCGCCAUCGACUUUUUCCCCUUCGGCCUCGCCAGCGUCCCCUCCCACAGAGGCAGCAUCACCCACUGAAUGUACAUUAGGCUGGUUUUUCCCCCCAGCUUCGGGCUUUGUUUGGGUUUGAUUGUGUUUGGCUCUUCGCUAAGCUGAUUUAUGCAGCAGAAGCCCCAUCGGCUGGAGAGAGACAAAAGCUCUUUUCUUUGUCCCAGAGCAGGCUGCGGAGCCUUUGCUCGCGUCGCCGCCCCGGGCCUUUGCCCGUCAGAGGAGGCGCUUCUCGCGGAGAUCGCGGGACCGGCCGUGCGGAGCUGGGAGGGCCGCGGGGGCCCUGAAAUGCCGAGCUGUGCCCAGGCCGCCGUACCUGCAUCGUUUGCUCCGAGCCGCGGGGUCCGCCUGCCGGGCCUGCUGGAAACAUCCUAGCAACACUUGGCACUUCGCGCCCGGGAGCGCGAGCGCGCAUCCGGUUAGCAGCCAGGCGGCGGGCGCGGUGCAGUGCGGGCUGCUUUGCAUUAUGUGCCGCUCGGCCCUGGCUUUUUUUACUGCCACAUUAGUCUGCCUGCAAAACUGCAGGCCAGGUCCUGCCCCAUUCCUCCGGGCGGCCUGGGUGUUUUCAGUUGUUCUUGGACUGGGCCAAAGUGAAGACAAUAGAUGUGCAUCUUCGAAUGCAGUGUCCUGCACCAAGUGCCUUGCGCUGGGUCCGGAAUGUGGAUGGUGUGCUCAAGAGGAUUUCAUUUCAGGUGGAUCAAAGAAUGAACGUUGUGAUAUUGUUUCCAAUUUAAUAAACAAAGGCUGCUCAAUUGAUUUGAUAGAAUACCCAUCUGUGCAUGUAACACCAAGUGAAAAUGAAAUCAAUACCCAGGUGACACCAGGAGAAGUGCUGAUUCAGCUACGUCAAGGAGCUGAAGCUAAUUUUAUGCUGAAAAUUCAUCCUCUGAAGAAAUAUCCUGUGGAUCUUUAUUAUCUGGUUGAUGUCUCAGCAUCAAUGCACAAUAAUAUUGAAAAAUUAAAUUCAGUUGGAAAUGAUUUAUCUAGAAAAAUGGCAUUUUUCUCCCAUGACUUCCGCCUUGGAUUUGGCUCAUACGUUGAUAAAACAGUUUCACCAUACAUUAGUAUCCAUCCAGAAAGAAUUCAUAAUCAAUGCAGUGACUACAACUUAGACUGUAUGCCUCCCCAUGGGUAUAUCCAUGUGCUGUCUUUGACGGAAAACAUCACUGAGUUUGAAAAAGCAGUUCACAGACAGAAGAUCUCUGGAAAUAUAGAUACACCUGAAGGAGGUUUUGAUGCUAUGCUUCAGGCAGCUGUCUGUGAGAGUCACAUUGGAUGGCGAAAAGAAGCUAAAAGGUUGCUGCUGGUGAUGACAGAUCAGACAUCUCAUCUUGCUCUAGAUAGCAAAUUGGCAGGCAUAGUGGUGCCAAAUGACGGAAACUGCCAUCUGAAAAACAACGUCUACGUCAGAUCAACGAGCAUGGAACAUCCCUCGUUAGGCCAACUUUCAGAAAAGUUAAUAGACAACAACAUUAAUGUCAUAUUUGCAGUUCAAGGAAAACAGUUUCACUGGUAUAAGGAUCUUCUACCCCUGUUGCCUGGCACCAUUGCUGGUGAAAUAGAAUCAAAGGCUGCAAACCUCAAUAAUCUGGUUGUAGAAGCCUAUAAGAAACUCAUUUCAGAAGUUAAAGUUCAGGUGGAAAACCAGAUAAAAGGCAUCUAUUUUAACAUUACUGCCAUCUGUCCAGAUGGGAGCAGAAAGCCAGGCACAGACGGAUGCGGAAAUGUGACAAGCAAUGACGAAGUUCUUUUCAAUGUAACAGUUACAAUGGAAAAAUGUGAUGUCAUGGAAGGAAAGAGCUAUGCAAUAAUCAAACCUAUUGGUUUCAAUGAAACCACUAAAAUUCAUAUACAUAGAAACUGCAGCUGUCGGUGUGAUGACAGCAGAGGACCUAAAAGAAAGUGUAUAGAAGAAACUUUUCUAGAUGCCAAGUGCUUCCAGUGUGAUGAGAAUAAAUGUCAUUUUGAUGAAGAUCAAUUUCCUUCUGAAAGUUGCAAGUCACACAAGGAUCAACCGGCUUGCAGCAGUAGAGGAGUUUGUAUUUGUGGGAAAUGUUUAUGUCACAAAAUUAAGCUUGGAAAAGUGUAUGGAAAAUACUGUGAAAAAGAUGACUUUUCUUGUCCAUAUCACCAUGGAAAUCUGUGUGCUGGGCAUGGAGAGUGUGAGGCAGGCAAAUGCCAGUGCUUCAGGGGCUGGGAAGGGGAUCGGUGCCAGUGCCCAUCAGCAUCUGCCCAGCACUGUGUCAGUCCAAAAGGCCAAGUGUGUAGUGGAAGAGGCACAUGUGUAUGUGGCAGGUGUGAGUGCACCGAUCCCAGGAGCAUCGGCCGCUUCUGUGAACAUUGUCCCACAUGUCACACAGCCUGCAAUGAAAACUGGAAUUGUGUGCAAUGCCUUCACCCUCACAAUCUGUCUCAAGCUAUACUUGAUCGGUGUAAAACCUCAUGUACUCUCAAGGAACAGCAUUAUGUGGACCAAACAUCAGAAUGUUUCUCUAGCCCAAGCUACUUGAGGAUAUUUUUCAUCAUCUUCAUAGUUACAUUCUUGAUUGGGUUGCUUAAAGUCCUUAUUAUUAGACAGGUGAUACUACAAUGGAAUAGUAAUAAAAUUAAGUCCUCGGCAGAUUACAGGGUGUCAGCCUCAAAAAAGGACAAGUUGAUUCUGCAAGGCGUUUGCACAAGAGCAGUAACCUACCGACGUGAGAAACCUGAAGAAAUAAAAAUGGACAUUAGCAAAUUAAACACUCAUGAAACUUUCAGGUGCAACUUCUAAAAAGAUAAAAAAGUACUUUAUGGGAAACUGGAUUUUUAAUGAUCGCUCCUAAAAAUUAUUAUUAUAAAAUAAUAAUUUUAUAAGUCACAGGAGGAGAUAAAUUUUCUAGAUCAUGCCAGUUGCUGGUUGUCCACUCGAAUGAAGACUGACAAGCAUCCUCAUCAUCAUGUGACUCACACUGCUGCUGAAUUCUUCAGAGAAAAAUGUGUCUUACUACUGUUUGAUACUAGUAUCAUUGUAGCACUUUACUGUAAUAUAUAACUUAUUUAGAUCAGCAUAGAAUGUAGAUCAUCUGAAGAGCACUGAUUACACUUUACAGAUACCCGCCAUUUCUACACUUCCCAGAGAGACAAUGCUGUGAGACAGUUUUGGCAUUGUGUCACUACAAGGGUACAGUAAUCCCUGCACCAAACAUGCAGAUGAAAAAAUAAUACGGCAGUUAUACUAAUGUUGCCAAACACUUUAACAAUUGGCAGUGAAUAGACAAGAACAGAUAGAUGAGUAGAUGAUUAGUGUUUCACUCAUUCAAGAGAUGAACAGAUAAAACCUUAAUCUUGAGGGAUAUUGCUUUUGAAACUAGUUUCAUGCAUGUGUGUUUGUUUUCUUCUUUUACAAGAUGGAUAUUAAUUCUAACAUUCUUUCCUCUUCGCCUUUAUAUUUUGGUUUUCUUUCUUACAGGAUAAGUUUAUAUAAUGUCACAGAUGACUGGAUUAAAUAAGUGCUAAGUUACUACUGCCAUAAAACCUAAUAAUAAUACAAUGUCACUUUAUUAGAAUACUUUUAAAAGCCGAACAUUUAAUAAGGGACACUUCAAGUAUCAUCAAAAUUUGAACAGCUUCGUUGUGUGCAGAUGUGGAGUUUUAUAUCUUCUUACCUGGUAAACUGGAUGGAUUAUUUCACCAUUUCAUUUGUCUAAUCAUCAGGUUGAAAUUCAUGAGAUAUUUAGAAACUCUGCAAAGUUUCUAAGCAAAGUGUCACACUUUUGAGUCUUCUCCAAUAUUUAUUCCAAGUAGAUAGUAGCAUUUUUCAAAUUAAAAGCUAAAUUAAGCUAUAUUAUUUUUGCCCUUCAAUGCAGUCUAAGGACAUUCUUUCUUUGAAUCACCUCAACCCUACUCACCAGAAUUCUAAAAGUACACAAUUGGAGGAGGAUAGACAAUAUCUUAGAAAUAAGCUAAUUCACUCUUGUACUUGGAGAACUGAGGCUCAGCAAGUUUAAAUGAUUUCUCAAAAACCCCUAAGUGACCAAGUGGCAACAUUCAAAGAGAACUAUUUUCUUAUUGCCAGGCCAGUGUUCAUUGAACAAUGUCAUACUACCUCUUGAAACUUUAAAAUAAUCAAUUGGCAAGUAUUUUUAGAUGUGAUUUACUGAAGUCUUAAGUAUAAGAAAAUUUCAAAACAAAGCAGAAAAAAGUAAUUCAAACAGAAUUGUCCAUGGUUGGCUUCCAGUCUAUCUGCUAAUCAGCUUCUAAGAGACUGCAAAAUAGCCUAACUAGGGGGAAGUCCAUUCACACCAUAGCCUGUGUGAACGGCGCCCCGUGGAGUUGUGCAGUGCUCCGUGCUCAGCCAGAGAGCUUGAUACAGACAGAGGCCAUGAACCUUUAUCCUCCCCAACAGGAACUUCAUCACAAUUACCAUAUCCUUAAAGACUUAUUCAGUCUGAUUUUAUUGGCUAGAAGUCCAACAGUCCUGUAUGCAGUACAGAGCUUUGCCUAUGACAACUAAGGAAUUUAUUUUAAAUUCCUUUAAAAUGUCUUCUUAUAAUCAGCUUCCCAGACUUUCUGUCUUCCAGCACUUGAGUUAAAGUGCCAGAUAUUUGCAUUUAGAUGAAGACUAAAUCCCACUCCAUAUUCUACCCUAAAGAGGAUUUAAAAACAUAAAAUAAGUUGUUCUGCAGCCAACAAACACAAUAACUCCAUCAGCUGUCCCCUGCAGCCAAGCAAUUAUGAUGCUAGGUUGAACUCUAUGUCUUUCCCCAAAUGAGAAAUCAGCAGCAUUGACAUAAUUCAGUACUGUGACUCACUUAUGUAAAAUACCUUUGAUCACCAAUGAUAAUGCAAAACUUCUUUUUGAAGCAUGCCUGUCACAGCAUCCUUUUUAAAAAAGAAAAUAAAUGGAUAUUUGACAGCCCCAAA